UUUUUUGAAGUCCCUAAUAUCUUCAGCGGUCCAGAAAAGAAGUUGACUUUGUCACAUGCUGGUGAACUCCUUUUCAACUACAAAUUUCUUGUCUUGAAGGACACCAUUGUAAGUUGGCAUGGAUACUGCACAUUCUCUUCCAAUAGCAAGGGUCUUUAUGAAUUUUAUUUUAAUUCAAGUAGUAGAACCAGCUUCCUAGACUAUUCAAAUGGAUGUAUUGUGGGACGUGAACUCUCUUGAUCCAACUGUGUUAAGUUUGGCUGGCCUAUCAUUAUUCUUAAGCAUUCAUACUAUUAGUAUGGAACCAAAUUGAUUCUUACAUGCUAACAUAUUGAGCGACUCAUGUAAACAGCAUAAAUAAAAAUAGAUGAGAAAUAAAAUUAUGUAAGGGGAAUGAAAAUGAAGCUUUUCUGUUAUCCUCUCAAAGGGCAUGCUUGUUAGCCCUUUGGAAUUUAUGUUAAUCUCUUUUCAUUAAAAUACUUCUCAUGAUACUCAGAAACAAAACGUGAAACAGCAUGUUCCCAAGGCUUAGUCAUAAUAUAAGGGAAACACAAGUCACCUAACUUAAAUGUGUCCUAUUAAAAAUGAUGGUGCUACUUAUUUUACAGCACUUAGUAGCUGUCGUCACUGAGAACAAGUUUUACUUUUUUUUCCACAAAGAACAAACUACAAAUUCUGAGAUAAGUUAACAGGCUUUCCCCUCUCUUUUAUUGAAAAUGGAUUUGUUUUCCUCUCACAAAUAUAUCCUGAUUCUGUUUUCCACUCCCGUUCCUCCUCCCACAGUACGCCCUCCCACCCCCCACUCUUUUUCUGUCGUUAAAAAAGUAACAGGUUUCUCAGGGCAAAUAAUAAAACAAAACAAAAAUAAAAUAAGAAAACAAAAACUAACACAUUGAAAUUGAACAAAAUGAACCAACAAACGAGAGUCCAAGAGAAGGCAAAAGAUUUAAAGAGCUACAUGUCCACACAUUCAGGAAUUCCUUUAAAAAAAGUGAAGUGGAAGCAAGACCCAGGAGAUCUCUUGCAGACCCGUGCCGGCCCAAUGCAUGCUGCCUCAGUCUCUCAACCGGCAAUUUUAAACUCAGGAUGUUGAUUGCUGCAAAUAUCAAUUGUCAUAAUCACUUUAGUUACUAUGGUGAGACACAAGGAAACUCGGCAUUGUGUCACUGAGGAAUGUUCACCGCUGAGUUCACAGGUUGCCCCAUGGAUAUUUUCCAGCACUUUGCCUUUGCAGACCUGGAUGUAAGCCAGGUUGUCACCCCCGAUGCCAUUGUGUGUCGCACCAUCUGCACCUUCCAUCCCAACUGCCUUUUCUUCACAUUCUACACGAAUGAAUGGAAGUCAGAAUCACGGAGAAAUGUUUGUUUUCUUAAGACAUCUAAGAGUGGAAGACCAAGUCCCUCUGUUCCUCAAGAAAAUGCUGUAUCUGGAUACAGUCUCUUCACCUGCAGAAAAGCUCGCCCUGAACCCUGCCAUUCCAAAAUUUACUCCGGAGUUGAGUUUGAAGGGGAAGAACUGAACGUGGCCUUCGUGCAAGGGGCAGAUGCGUGCCAAGAGACUUGUACACACACAAUCCGCUGUCAAUUUUUCACCUACUCAUUACUUCCCCGAGACUGCAAGGAGGAGAGGUGUAAAUGUUCCUUAAGGUUAUCCACGGAUGGCUCUCCAACUAGGAUCACCUAUGGGACACAGGGGAGCUCUGGUUAUUCUCAGAGAUUGUGUAGUGUUGUGGACAGCUCUGACUGUACAGCAAAAAUAAAUGCACGUAUUGUGGGAGGAUCGAACUCUUCUUUAGGGGAGUGGCCGUGGCAGGUCAGCCUGCAAGUGAAGCUGGCAUCUCUUGAUCAUUUGUGUGGAGGGUCCAUCAUCGGACACCAAUGGAUACUGACGGCUGCCCAUUGCUUUGAUGGGAUUCCCUACCCAGAUGUGUGGCGUAUAUAUAGUGGGAUUCUGAAUCUGUCAGAGAUUACGACAGAAACGCCUUUCUCAAGAAUAAAGGAGCUUAUUAUUCAUCAGAAAUACAAAAUCUCAGAAGGCAAUUACGAUAUUGCCUUAAUAAAGCUUCAGACACCCCUGAAUUACACUGAAUUCCAAAAACCAAUAUGCCUGCCUUCCAAAGCUGACACAAAUACAAUUUAUACCAGCUGUUGGGUGACUGGAUGGGGCUACACGAAGGAACAAGGUGAAACCCCAGAUAUUCUACAAAAGGCAACUAUUCCUUUGGUACCAAAUGAAGAAUGCCAGAAAAAAUACAGAGAUUAUGUCAUAAACAAGCAGAUGCUCUGUGCUGGCUACAAAGAAGGAGGAACAGAUGCUUGUAAGGGAGAUUCCGGUGGCCCCUUAGUCUGUAAACACAGUGGAAGGUGGCAGUUGGUGGGUAUCACCAGUUGGGGUGAAGGCUGUGCCCGCAAGGAGCAACCAGGAGUCUACACCAAAGUUGCUGAGUACAUAGACUGGAUAUUGGAGAAGACACAGAGCAUCGAUGAAAGAGCUCUGGCAACAUCUCCAGCAUGAGGAGGCUGGGUACCGAGGAGGAAGAGCCAAGCUGGCACUCGCUUUACCACCUGCCCUCAAAGCAAACUAGAGCUCCGGAAUUCUCUUCUGCAAAAUGUUGAUAAUGGUGUCUACCUCACAUCUUUAUUGUAGGAUUAAAAAUCCAAAUGUAGAUACAGUUGCUGAAGACAGCGCCUUGCUCAAGUGUGCUUCCUGUCCUGAGAAACAGGAGCUCCAAUGAGAAUUAGCCAACGAUCACCAAGCUUGUUUGGAAGUAAAAUGUUCAAAGGGUUUUAUUAGGUAGUGAAAUGUCUAGAUGUGAAGCAGUUGAAAACAAGACCCCAGAUUCUCGAACAGUCCUUGGGACCGUUCACAUGAAACUGUUGACUCUGGACCUCAGCAGAUCUCAGAGUUAUUGUCUGUCCACUUCCAACAUUUAUGUAUUAGAAUCUGAUUCUAUUCUUUCAUGAACUUCUGAUUCUAUUCUUUCAAGAACUCAGAAACCUGGCUCUAUCCUUUGGGUGGGAGAUAUCUUUGUAACACUUCCUUUACAAUAAAAAGAUGCUGUACUUGAAUCUGA
Grammomys surdaster is the source of this 3073-nucleotide messenger RNA. It is a transcript of the gene Klkb1, whose product is annotated as kallikrein B1. The transcript is spliced from 9 exons. The coding region runs from base 1174 to 2514 and encodes 446 amino acids. Gene Ontology annotation, cellular component: extracellular region. Gene Ontology annotation, molecular function: protein binding; serine-type endopeptidase activity. Gene Ontology annotation, biological process: proteolysis. The record is from RefSeq and is a predicted model, not a curated record. NCBI's taxonomy places the organism in Eukaryota, Metazoa, Chordata, Mammalia, Rodentia, Muridae.